AUGGCCAGCCAGUCCUCUGGCAACGUCGAGAUUUUAGUGCACGUCGCCGCCCCCAGCAGAGUAUCUGACGAUGCUGCCUACCGACGCCUCGCCCAGGCGUACCUCUCCUUUGCGCCGGGCUCCCGCGCCCACAUCACCAUUCCCAGCUCGCCAGAGCCGCCGCAGCAGCCGCCGCAGCAGACGCCGCAGCAGCCGCCGCCCUCACGACAGAGCCAUCACUACGACGACGACUUUGCCGUGCUGCAGUCGUUUUGCUCCGACUCGCAGGACAUGAGCUUUAGAGGUGCUCUGGACAACAGAAACUCGCCGUGUGUGGUCGCGAGGAAGACGAGACUGGCCACGCCGCCGCCGCAGGUGCUGCCCGAUGAGAAUGUCACGACGCCCACGACGGCGGUGCGCCAGCUGCCCAGCCAGAUUGCCGACUCGUAUCCCAUGCCCGACUGCGACAUGUUCAAUGUGACUCCCACUCGUGUUCUGCAGCGGUACAUGGGCAAUCGACAGCCGGCCUUUACUCCUACGGCACCAGCACCCAGCUCGUCGCCUGCACUGUCGAGUAGAUGUGACUAUGGCGAAGCAAAAGACAUAAAGAUAGAGGCGCAUGCCAUUGAUGUCCCUAUUCCUUCUUCGCUUUCAGCACAAGAACCAGGUCGCACCCAAGAGAAUAGAGAGCGGCGUCAGGCCACCAUUCCCGUCACGCCUCUCGUAUCAGAGUCCUCUCGAAAACGCAAGGCUCUUGACAGCGAACAUGUACAGGAUACGUCUGGACUAGACGUCACGCAUAUAUCCAGCAGCGUACCCAGCAGCGAUGCCUCCUCCAUCGCCGCUUUUCAGCGCGCCGAGACGGAUCCUUUACCAUCCAAACGCCUGCGUCAACUCGCGCAAGACUCUGGUGCUGUCCACCUCGUCCGCAGCGGCAGCGACAACGCCCACCAGCCGCAUCCUCCCCAAGACACACCAACCUUCUCCUCACCACUGUCCUACAAUGCCCUCUCUCAGAUCCCUUCUACACACCCGUCCUCCUCCUCUUCCUCGUCAUCUCUCGCCGUGCGACCUCCGUCACCGCCCGUCGGCAUCGACCACCUCGACCACGCGAGUCUCGUGUCCGCCAAGCUCGCCAAGCUCGCCCACGACCUCUCCUCGCGGUACCGUCCCACCAUGCACCGCAGCACAACCCUCGACCCGCUCGAGCGCGGCCACUGGCGCGUCGACUGCAGCACCUGGCCGCCCGCCCAGCGCGCCGACGCGUGGGCCUUUCUCGUCAGCUACAUCCGCAGCGGCCUCGCCGGUUGGGGCGUCUGGUGCCGCCGCAGCGCCGACAGCCACGAGAUCAAGCUCUACGGCUGGGCGCACGUCGCCAAGCACACGUACCUGCUGCUGUACCUGGCUAGCGGCCGGCACAUCAAAGCGACGGGCGCCAAGUGGUUUGAUGCCGAGGGUGUAGUGGCAGUCGAGGUUGUGCCCUAG
Akanthomyces muscarius is the source of this 1464-nucleotide messenger RNA. RefSeq lists its product as uncharacterized. The transcript has a single exon. Bases 1 to 1464 code for a protein of 487 amino acids. The record is from RefSeq and is a predicted model, not a curated record. Lineage: Eukaryota; Fungi; Ascomycota; Sordariomycetes; Hypocreales; Cordycipitaceae.